Molecule: messenger RNA, 1791 nt
Organism: Salvia miltiorrhiza (redroot sage)
Lineage: Eukaryota; Viridiplantae; Streptophyta; Magnoliopsida; Lamiales; Lamiaceae
Exons: 4
Coding region: 1-1791 (596 amino acids)
Biological process (GO): DNA integration
Molecular function (GO): nucleic acid binding
Source: RefSeq, a predicted model, not a curated record
AUGAGCAUAUUCUCGGAUCUCCUUGAGAAUUGCAUCGAAGUCUUCAUGGACGAUUUCACAGUGUAUGGGCAAACCUUCGACUCAUGCCUAGCCAAUCUGGAGAAUGUGCUAAAAAGGUGCGUUGACAAGAGCUUGGUGUUGAACUACGAGAAAUGCCACUUUAUGGUCAAAGAAGGGAUUGUGCUCGGACAUUUACGAGGAUUCCUUGGGCAUGCUGGAUUCUACAGGAGGUUUGUGAAGGACUUUGCAAAGAUUGCCCAACCUAUGACAAGGUUGCUACAAAACGAAGUGGAGUGGAAUUUUGAUGAGGAUUGUAAGGAGGCUUUCCAAAUCUUGAAGAACAAUCUGAUCUCCGCACCCAUAAUACAACCCCCUGACUGGGGUAUGCCCUUUGAGGUGAUGUGCGACGCCAGUGGAUAUGCCAUAGGGGCAGUUCUUGGGCAAAAGCGGGGAAAGGAAAGUCAUGUCAUCUAUUAUGCCUCGAAGACAUUGAAUGGAGCCCAAAUCAAUUAUUCCACGACUGAGAAGGAGAUGUUGGCAGUGGUGUUCGCUUUUGAAAAAUUCAGGUCUUACCUGCCUGGAGGAAAGACCACAGUCUACACCGAUCAUGCGGCUCUGAAGUACCUUCUGGCCAAAAAGGAGUCUAAGCCCAGGCUGAUCCGAUGGGUCCUACUUCUACAAGAAUUCGACGUGGAAAUAAAGGACAAAGCUGGAGCACAAAACCAAGUGGCCGAUCAUCUAAGCAGGAUCGUAAGGAAGGAAGAAGGGGAACCAAUCAAGGAAAUGUUCCCGGAUGAACAACUGUUCUAUGCCCAAGGAAGAAAGGAAGAUCCAUGGUACGCAGAUUUGUGCAAUUACCUAUGUUUUGGAUAUGACAACUACACCAUCUGCAAGAAUUGCCCGCAAUGCCAGCUAGAAGGAAACAUCACCAGGAGGAAUGAAAUGCCCAUGAUACCCAUUAUGCCCGUGGAGAUAUUUGACAUUUGGGGAAUGGACUUCAUGGGACCCCUUCCCAGCUCAAGAGGAAACUUGUACAUCCUACUUUUGGUGGAUUAUGUCUCCAAAGCAAUCAUCAGCGACCAAGGAUCCCACUUCUGCAAUUUCUCGGUCGAAAACUUGUUCAAAAAGUAUGGAGUCCAACAUCGGGUCUCGACAGCCUACCACCCACAAGCCAAUGGACAGGCUGAACUUUCAAAUCGCAUUAUCAAAACGAUUUUGCGAAAGACCGUUGGCCCCACAGGGAAGGACUGGAGUCUUAAGCUGGAAGAUGCCUUAUGGGCAUAUCGGACUGCAUACAAAACUCCAUUCGGGAUGUCACCAUAUCGAAUGGUGUAUGGCAAGAGGUGUCAUUUACCGGUGGAAUUGGAGCACAAGGCUUUCCGGGCAGUGAAUAAAGUGAACUAUGAUUGGGACAAGGCAGGGCAAGCAAGGAAGCUAGAGAUCCAAGAGCUCGAAGAAAUCAGGAGAGAGGCAUACGACAAUGCUGUUCUCUACAAGGAAAGAAUGAAAAAGAGCCACGAUGCUUUGAUCACAAACAAGCAAUUCAUCUUUGGGCAAGAGGUUCUCCUGUACCAAACACGGUUCAAAUUUGCACAAGGCAAGCUGAGUACCAAGUGGACCGGCCCAUUUGUGGUGAAGACCCAAUUCCCAAAUGGAGCUGUUGAGAUCGGAAAUCUAAAAUCUGGGAAAGUGUUCAAGGUGAAUGGACAAAGGCUGAAAGCCUAUUAUGGGCAUAAGCCCGACGCUGGGGAAGAACUGGAUCUCGACCCAGCCACAAACACCUUGGAUUAA